This is a messenger RNA of Zingiber officinale, 706 nucleotides long. RefSeq names its product protein PYRICULARIA ORYZAE RESISTANCE 21-like. The record is from RefSeq and is a predicted model, not a curated record. Gene Ontology annotation, biological process: regulation of defense response to fungus. The transcript is spliced from 3 exons. Bases 206 to 601 code for a protein of 131 amino acids. NCBI's taxonomy places the organism in Eukaryota, Viridiplantae, Streptophyta, Magnoliopsida, Zingiberales, Zingiberaceae.
UUAAGAAUAGCAAAUAAAGCGAGGAAUGGUGCUAAACGUCGGAUUCAAAGAAUUUACUGACCACCACCUGCUCUAAUUUGAAAGGGCAGGUUGAAAAGCCAUCAACGCGUGACCUGUUCUAAUUAAGAGAGUUAGUAUAGCUGCGAGUCUGCAGUAUCUGCAAGUCCUCUUUCCAUAUCCAGUGCAUCACCGAGUCUGUGAUCUCAUGAUGGCAGAAAAAAUGUGGAAGUUGGUAAUGGAAGUCAAUCUCGACCGCCAACGGAGCUCGAAGAAAAUAGAAAGGACCAUCGACAAGCUGCAAGAAAAAGUGAAGAUCUUGAGGAUAUCCUACGACCAGAAGAAUGGGAUUGUGACCAUCCGCGGCCGAUUCGAUCCAGAGAUGGUCUCUAAGAAGCUCAAAGACGAGGCCGGCAAAGUGAUCAAAUCCAUCAAAAUUGAAGAGAUAGAAAUGCAGCCAGUCGCACCCCCAGCCCCUGCACCCCCAAUGCCCUAUAUGGAUGUGCCUGAGUUGAACCGCGGCGAUCGGAAUCGGGGGACGUUUACAGAGCCUCCGGAAAGUGUCGGUGAGUCCUGUGGAUGCAAGUACUGCUGUUGUUUUUGAUGGGGGUGUGCUUGUCUCAGCUUCCUCACUGUCUCAAUUUACCGGAGACGGCAUUUAUGUACGAGAAAAUCCUAUCUGCUCAAAUCUCAUUUCUUUUUAAGCUUU